Molecule: messenger RNA, 804 nt
Organism: Morchella sextelata
Lineage: Eukaryota; Fungi; Ascomycota; Pezizomycetes; Pezizales; Morchellaceae
Exons: 4
Coding region: 1-804 (267 amino acids)
Biological process (GO): maintenance of RNA location; mRNA splicing, via spliceosome
Cellular component (GO): nucleus
Molecular function (GO): protein binding; mRNA binding
Source: RefSeq, a predicted model, not a curated record
AUGAAACCGUUCAACUUCACCUCGAGACAACGGAGGCCACGAGAGGACCGAGAUCGGAGAGAUAGGGGCGGAGAUAGGGGCGAGAGAGAAAGACACAGAGACAGAGACAGAGAUAGGGGUGGACGGGAAGAAAGGGGUAGUAGAGAUAAGGAUAGGGGUGCGAGAGAAGACCGUGGAUCUGCUAGAAACUCACGCGAGAAGAGCUACAACGGCGACAAAGACAGACCCAAGGAAGACCCCCGAGCAGCUCUGGCCCGCCGAGCCGCAGGAUCAAGCGCCCCCGGCCCCGGUACGGGCGCAAACGCAGACGCUACCGAAGGUGAACCCGUCGAGAAGGAGGUAGCCAACUUCGGAAACACGGGGCUCCUUGCCGCGGCGACAAAUACUGUUAACGGUGUGGUCUUGAAGUACAGCGAGCCAGCCGAAGCUCGAAAACCCCCGGGCUCGCAGAAAUGGAGGUUAUUCGUGUUCAAGGACAAGGAUAUUGUUGACAACAUCGACCUUAACGUGAAUAGCUGCUGGCUCGUGGGGAGGGAUAGGGCGGUGGCAGAUCUGCCGGUGGAUCACCCGAGUUGCAGUAAGCAGCAUGCGGUGAUACAGUUUAGGUUUGUGACAAAAGUAGGGGAGUUUGGGGAUAAGGAGAGUUCGGUGAAGCCGUAUCUAUUAGACCUGGACAGUGCAAAUGGCACAUUUGUCGGCAAGGAUAGGAUUCCUGAGAGGAGAUAUGUCGAACUGAAGGAGGGCGAUUUGGUAAAGUUCGGGUUGAGUACGAGGGAAUAUGUUUUCAUGCUCGAAAAGGAUUAG